AUGUCCUCGGCCGUGGGGCCCCGCGGUCCUCGCCCACCCACGGUGCCUCCCCCGAUGCAAGAGCUGCCCGACCUGAGCCACCUGACCGAGGAGGAGAGAAACAUUAUCAUGGCAGUGAUGGACCGGCAGAAGGAGGAGGAGGAGAAAGAAGAGGCCAUGCUCAAGUGUGUUGUCAGGGACAUGGCGAAGCCUGCCGUCUGCAAAACACCAAGAAAUGCUGAAAACCAGCCCCACCAACCUGCACCUUUGAGCAUCUUUUCUUGUGUUUGUCGGCCAUGCAUCCCCCCAAGCUAGGACGGUGGCAGGGAAAAGAAUUGGAGAUUGCACCAACAGUUCGAAAGCUACAAGGAACAAGUGAGAAAAAUAGGGGAAGAAGCGCGGCGUUACCAAGGCGAGCACAAGGACGACGCUCCCACGUGUGGAAUCUGCCAUAAAACCAAGUUCGCGGACGGGUGCGGCCACCUCUGCUCCUACUGCCGCACCAAGUUCUGCGCGCGCUGCGGCGGCCGCGUGUCUCUGCGAUCCAACAACGAGGACAAAGUGGUAAUGUGGGUAUGCAAUUUAUGUCGAAAGCAACAAGAAAUUUUAACCAAAUCAGGGGCGUGGUUCUUCGGAAGUGGCCCUCAGCAGCCAAGUCAGGAUGGAACCCUGAGUGACACAGCCACAGGUGCUGGUUCGGAGGUACCCAGAGAAAAGAAGGCAAGACUCCAGGAGCGGUCGCGGUCUCAGACACCCCUGAGCACAGCAGCUGCCCCCUCGCAGGACACCGGUCCUCCCAGUGCACCACCCGACAGGAGCAAAGGGGCUGAACCCCCACAGCAAGCCCUGGGACCUGAACAGAAGCAGGCUUCAAGGUCUAGAAGUGAACCUCCAAGGGAAGCAAAGAAGGCCCCGGGGCUUUCUGAGCAGAACGGCAAGGGGGCCCAGAAGAGCGAGCGGAAACGCGUGCCAAAGACCUCACCGCAGCCCGGGGAGGCGGCCCCGGACGAACGCGAGCGGAAGGAAAGGCGGGAAAGGAGGCUGGAGAAGGGCCGGUCGCAGGAUUACUCCGACGUGCCAGAGAAACGGGACGAGGGCAAAGCGGCGGACGAGGAGAAGCAAAGGAAAGAGGAGGAGUACCAGACGCGGUACCGCAGCGACCCCAACCUGGCGCGGUACCCGGUGAAGCCGCCGCCGGAGGAGCAGCAGAUGCGCAUGCACGCCCGGGUGUCCCGCGCCAGGCACGAGCGGCGCCACAGCGAUGUGGCGCUUCCGCGCACCGAGGCGGGCGCCGCGCCGCCCGAGAGCAAGGCGGGCAAGCGCGCGCCGGGCCCCGCCAGGGCCUCGCCGCCGGACUCGCCGCGCGCCUACCCGGCCGAGAGGACCGCGGAGGCCCGGGCGCCCGGCGCCAAGCCGCUAACGAACCACAGCCCGCCGGCGCCCCGGCACGGCCCGGCCCCCGCCGAAGCCGCGGAGCUCAAAGCCCAGGAGCCCCUCAGGAAGCAGAGCCGCCUGGACCCCAGCUCGGCGGUGCUCAUCCGCAAGGCCAAGCGCGAGAAGGCGGAGACCAUGCUGCGCAACGACUCGCUGAGCUCCGACCAGUCCGAGUCCGUGCGGCCCUCGCCGCCCAAGCCGCACCGGCCCAAGAGGGGCGGCAAGAGGCGGCAGAUGUCGGUGAGCAGCUCCGAGGAGGAGGGCGUGUCGACGCCCGAGUACACCAGCUGCGAGGACGUGGAGCUGGAGAGCGAGAGCGUCAGCGAGAAAGGUGACUUAGACUAUUACUGGUUGGAUCCUGCCACGUGGCACAGCCGGGAAACAUCACCUAUUAGUUCGCAUCCUGUAACGUGGCAGCCAUCUAAAGAGGGGGAUCGAUUAAUCGGACGUGUUAUUCUUAACAAGAGAACAACUAUGCCCAAAGAGUCAGGCGCAUUGCUGGGUCUGAAAGUUGUUGGAGGAAAAAUGACUGACUUAGGACGCCUUGGUGCUUUCAUCACCAAAGUAAAGAAGGGUAGCCUGGCGGAUGUGGUUGGGCACCUAAGAGCAGGGGAUGAAGUUCUAGAAUGGAAUGGUAAACCCCUGCCGGGAGCUACAAAUGAAGAAGUUUACAACAUUAUUUUAGAAUCAAAAUCAGAACCUCAAGUUGAAAUUAUUGUUUCAAGGCCUAUUGGUGACAUUCCCCGGAUUCCUGAGAGCUCCCACCCUCCACUGGAGUCUAGUUCCAGUUCCUUUGAAUCGCAGAAGAUGGAAAGGCCUUCCAUUUCUGUUAUUUCCCCAACAAGUCCUGGAGCUCUGAAAGACGCCCCUCAAGUCCUCCCCGGACAGCUUUCUGUGAAGCUGUGGUAUGAUAAAGUGGGACACCAGCUGAUUGUAAAUGUUCUGCAAGCAACAGAUCUCCCCCCUAGAGUAGAUGGGCGCCCCAGGAAUCCCUAUGUAAAAAUGUAUUUUCUUCCAGAUAGAAGUGACAAGAGUAAAAGGAGGACCAAAACAGUAAAGAAAGUCCUAGAACCAAAAUGGAAUCAAACCUUUGUCUAUUCACAUGUACAUCGUAGAGAUUUUAGAGAACGAAUGUUAGAAAUAACUGUGUGGGACCAACCGAGAGUGCAAGAAGAAGAAAGUGAAUUUCUUGGAGAGAUCCUCAUAGAGUUGGAAACCGCGCUGUUAGAUGAUGAACCCCACUGGUACAAGCUCCAAACACAUGAUGAAUCUUCACUACCUCUGCCUCAGCCAUCACCAUUCAUGCCAAGGCGACACAUUCAUGGAGAAAGCUCUAGCAAAAAGCUACAAAGGUCUCAGCGAAUCAGUGAUAGUGACAUCUCAGAUUAUGAGGUUGAUGAUGGGAUUGGAGUGGUCCCUCCAGGCUAUAGGUCUAGUGCUAGAGAAAGUAAAUCUACAACAUUAACUGUGCCAGAACAGCAAAGAACAACCCAUCACCGCUCACGUUCAGUAUCUCCUCAUCGCGGCGAUGAUCAGGGAAGGCCGCGUUCACGUUUACCAAAUGUGCCAUUACAGAGGAGUUUAGAUGAAAUUCAUCCAACAAGAAGAUCACGCUCUCCAACUAGACACCACGAUGCCUCCCGAAGUCCAAUUGAUCACAGAUCCAGAGAUGUGGACAGUCAGUAUUUAUCAGAACAAGACAGUGAGCUUCUUAUGCUGCCCAGAGCAAAACGAGGACGGAGUGCAGAAUGCCUACACACUACCAGUGAACUGCAGCCCUCCCUUGACAGGGCUAGGAGUGCUAGUACCAACUGCUUGAGACCAGAUACUAGUUUGCAUUCACCAGAACGAGAAAGAGGUAGAUGGUCCCCCUCCCUAGAUAGGAGACGACCUCCUAGUCCCAGGAUUCAAAUCCAGCAUGCUUCUCCGGAAAACGACAGAAUGCACCGACAGGAAAGUCCAACCCAGUCCCCUCCGGCAGACACGUCAUUCAGCAGUCGCAGGGGAAGACAGCUCCCACAAGUGCCCGUGAGAAGUGGCAGUAUAGAACAAGCAAGCUUAGUAGUGGAGGAGCGAGCAAGACAGAUGAAAAUGAAAGUGCAUCGAUUUAAGCAGUCGACAGGGUCUGGGUCUAGUCAAGAACUUGAUCGCGAGCAAUAUUCCAAGUAUAACAUACAUAGAGAUCAGUACAGAAGCUGUGAUAACGUCUCUGCCAAAUCAUCAGAUAGUGAUGUCAGUGAUGUGUCCGCCAUUUCCCGAACCAGCAGUGCCUCACGCCUCAGCAGCACGAGCUUUAUGUCAGAGCAAUCUGAGCGGCCCAGGGGUAGAAUCAGUUCAUUUACCCCCAAAAUGCAAGGCAGACGGAUGGGGACGUCGGGAAGAGCCAUCAUGAAGAGCACCAGUGUGAGUGGAGAGAUGUACUCACUGGAGCAUAAUGACGGCAGCCAGUCUGACACAGCUGUGGGGACCGUCGGAGCAGGUGGAAAGAAGCGGAGGUCCAGCCUGAGUGCCAAAGUGGUUGCCAUAGUAUCUCGAAGAAGCAGAAGCACGUCUCAGCUUAGCCAGACAGAGUCAGGCCACAAGAAGUUGAAAAGCACCAUCCAGAGGAGCACGGAGACGGGCAUGGCCGCCGAGAUGCGGAAGAUGACGCGGCAGCCGAGCCGGGAGUCCACCGACGGCAGCAUCAACAGCUACAGCUCCGAGGGGAACUUAAUAUUUCCUGGAGUACGACUGGGAGCUGACAGUCAAUUCAGUGAUUUUCUUGAUGGAUUGGGACCAGCCCAGCUUGUUGGCCGCCAAACCCUUGCCACCCCUGCCAUGGGUGACAUACAAAUCGGGAUGGAGGAUAAAAAGGGCCAGUUAGAAGUCGAGGUCAUCAGAGCACGAAGCCUCACGCAGAAGCCGGGCUCCAAAUCGACACCCGGUAAGGAAGAGUCUGACGGCUGCAGAGUGAUUGUCUGGGGAGACUAUGGCAGAAUGGACCACAAAUGCUUCAUGGGUGUGGCUCAGAUCUUGUUGGAAGAACUCGAUCUGUCCAGCAUGGUGAUCGGAUGGUACAAAUUGUUCCCACCGUCCUCGCUGGUGGAUCCCACACUCACGCCGCUAACCCGCCGGGCUUCCCAAUCCUCUCUGGAAAGUUCAACUGGGCCUCCCUGCAUCCGAUCAUAG
Molecule: messenger RNA, 4581 nt
Organism: Otolemur garnettii (small-eared galago)
Lineage: Eukaryota; Metazoa; Chordata; Mammalia; Primates; Galagidae
Gene: RIMS1
Product: regulating synaptic membrane exocytosis 1
Exons: 33
Biological process (GO): positive regulation of synaptic transmission; regulation of synaptic plasticity; regulation of membrane potential
Cellular component (GO): presynaptic membrane; cytoskeleton of presynaptic active zone
Molecular function (GO): transmembrane transporter binding; small GTPase binding
Source: RefSeq, a predicted model, not a curated record